AUGCAUGGGCCUCAAGAGUGGUUCAUCAGAUUCAAAGAAGAGUUUGUGAAGAAGAAGACCAAGACCCCAGCAAGAAAGGUGUAUCAGUCUCAGGCUCGUGAUGAGACUCCCUCAAAUGUUCCUGUUUUUGAGGAUGUCACUGAUGAAGAAGAGCUUUCUGCUGAAAACUCUCCCAUUGGUCUCGAUCAAGAUGCUGUGCCCGAUGCUAGGGCUUCUAUACCUGAAGAUAUCCCUGAUCAAGAAACUUCUGGGAAGGAAUCCACUGCUCAUGAAGAUUCAGGUGUACCCACUCAAUCUCAUGGGUCUUCUUCUCCUUCAAAAGAGGAUGAAUCGGUGCAUGUGUCCACUGAUGAUUCUCAGUCCAAGGAAUCAAGCCAGACUCCUGCUUCUGUUCAGAACAUCUCUGAUGAUGUUCCUUCAACUGCUUCUUUGCCUGAUAGUGUUGCUGCCAGGAUCAAGAGAAAAAGAAGGGUUCCUGAUGUUGAAGAAUCUCCUGCUCCAAAGAAAAAGGCCAAGUCCACUCCAACAACUUCCAGGUCUAAGCAAAAAGUUGUGAAGGGAAAAGGUAAGCAACAUGAAGUUAAAUCCAAGAGUGUCAAGGAAAAGAAGGUUCUAGUUGCUGCUGAGGAAUCUGGGUCAGAUGUUGAAGCUGAUGUCGAGGACAUCUUGCCUUCUGAGAAGAAGAAGUAUGCAGGAAAACACAUUCCUCAGAAUGUUCCUGCUGUACCCAUUGAUAAUGUUUCCUUUCAUGCUGAAGGUCAUGUUCAAAAGUGGAAGUAUGUGUGUCAACGCAGAAUUGCCAAGGAAAGGGAUGUUGGCUCUGAUGUACUUGAGUGCAAGGAAGUGGUUGCACUUAUUGAAAAGGUUGGAUUGAUGAAGACUAUUCUCAAGGUGGGAAGGUGUUAUGAGAGGCUUGUGAAGGAAUUUCUGGUGUUUGUGAGGGCUAAAUGUGUUGAGUUCUCUCCUACUGUGAUCAACAAAGCACUUGGUAGAAGUGUUGUUGAUUUUGUUGAUGAGGAAUUGUCCUUGGAUGUGGUUGCCGAGGAGAUUACUGCUGGCCAAGUCAAGAAGUGGCCCAUCAAGAAGUUGUUGUCUACUGGAAAUCUGACUGUGAAGUAUGCAAUCCUUAAAAGGAUUGGAGUUACAUUGAGGCAUGCUGACACUUGUGUUGUGAAGCUCCCAAUCUCUUUUCCAUCUCUUCUUACAGAGAUCAUUCUCCAACAGCAUCCUCAGAUCAUCAGGGCUGAUGAGGUUGCUAUGCCCAAGGGUGUUCCAAUUACCCUGGAUCAUCGUUUGUUCAUGGAGCCACAUGUCCCGGACAUUGCUGUGCCAUUUAGCAGGACUUAUGUCCCUGCUUCUGUGAGUGACUCUGACACUAAGGCCAUUAUUGCUGAAUUGAUGGAUGUUUCUAAGGCUUUGCAGGAGACUAUCAAGAUCAGCACUGCUAGGAAGAUAAAGGUUGAUGCUUUGCUUCUCAAGCUUCAAGAGGAAGAAGGUCAAGAGGGUGAGCCAAGUGGUGCUGCUACUGCUCCUCAUGAUGCAGGCACUGAAGAAGAGGGAGAAUCCGAAGAAAGUAUAGAAGAAACUGAAGGAGACUCCAGUUCUGAAGAUUAG
Molecule: messenger RNA, 1614 nt
Organism: Lotus japonicus
Lineage: Eukaryota; Viridiplantae; Streptophyta; Magnoliopsida; Fabales; Fabaceae
Exons: 3
Coding region: 1-1614 (537 amino acids)
Source: RefSeq, a predicted model, not a curated record